This is a messenger RNA of Lottia gigantea (owl limpet), 462 nucleotides long. RefSeq lists its product as hypothetical. Gene Ontology annotation, cellular component: cortical actin cytoskeleton; cell projection; cell junction. Lineage: Eukaryota; Metazoa; Mollusca; Gastropoda; Lottiidae. Gene Ontology annotation, biological process: actin cytoskeleton organization. The annotation marks the transcript as partial. Gene Ontology annotation, molecular function: actin filament binding. The transcript has 6 exons. The record is from RefSeq and is a predicted model, not a curated record.
AUGGCUUUUCAAAAUGGGUUUAUGUCGAGUGAUGGGACUGCUAGUCCUAUGAUCCAAUAUGAAGAAAAUAGGAAAAAAGAUACAGAUCAAAGAGAUGCAGUCCAGAAGAAAACAUUUACAAAAUGGGUGAACAAACAUCUGAUCAAGAGAUCUACACAAACUGUUCAAUUUACUUUCAUGCAGCAUUGGAGAUUUUCACAGACCGGAAGAAGAAUAGUUGAUAUUUUUGAAGAUCUCAAAGAUGGACAUAACUUGAUCUCAUUAUUAGAAGUCCUUGCUCAUGAAGUUUUGCCAAGAGAGCGAGGACACAUGCGAUUUCAUAAAAUCCAAAAUGUACAGAUAGCUUUAGAUUUUCUUAAAUUCAAAGGUAUACGGCUAGUCAAUAUCAGAUCAGAUGAAAUAGUUGAUGGUAAUCCCAAAUUAACUUUAGGUUUAAUAUGGACCAUUAUUCUACAUUUCCAG